ACCUCUCCUCGCCUUGCUCUCUCCGCAUUAUAAUAUCAUCAACCUCUCCUCUCUGCACUCACAAUUGCCACGGCUAUCUACUCCUGGCGAUAACCACAACCUCGCUCUCUCUCUACCACCCCUCAGAGUCAGAGUCAGAGUCAGAGUCAUCGGCUGCGAGGAUAUCUGCAGGAACAUCCCCAAAGGUCAGUCACCCUCAGUCCAGCGCUCUCCUUCCGUUCACUGGCUGCACAAGAAGCCUAGUCGCAUCCCAGCUUGUGUCGCGCUACCUCGGCUUCACUUCAAUCAGUAAACAUUGGGCUGCGAGCUACCUUUCGCGCAACUGGCGCAUCGGCGCAUCCUGUCAGCUUCAGCUUAUCAUCGUCAGAACAUAUAGCUGACCCUCUGCUACAAGGACAUUAGAACCACCCCCUAGUACUCGGCACGAUGUCAGUCAAAUUCGAGAAGGAUACGAUCAAGCAGACCGGCGGUGCUGCCGCCGCACUGCCCACCAUGAAGUCGGCAAAGCACGAAUUGGCGGAUGAGAUCGGUACAGCGUUGACCGGAGGAAAGAGCAGCGUUGGACAGAAGGGCUAUUUGGCGGCAUACCUCAAGCAGCUUCAGACGAAUCCCCUCCGCACAAAGAUGUUGACGUCCGGCACAUUGUCUGCGUUGCAAGAACUCCUCGCAUCCUGGAUCGCGAAGGAUAUCACAAAGAGUGGGGGUUACUUCUCUUCCCGAGUGCCCAAGAUGGCAGCAUACGGAGCUUUCAUCAGUGCACCAUUGGGCCAUGUCCUGAUUAGCAUACUCCAGAAGAUCUUCGCCGGCCGGACGAGUUUGAAGGCGAAGAUUCUCCAGAUUGUGUGCAGCAAUUUGCUCAUUGCACCAAUCCAGAACAGUGUCUACCUGAUCUCAAUGGCCAUUAUUGCCGGCGCUAAGACUUUCCACCAAGUCCAUGCGACCUGGAGAGCAGGUUUCAUGCCUGUCAUGAAAGUCAGCUGGGUCUCAUCGCCAUUGGCGUUGGCCUUUGCACAGAAAUUCCUUCCUGAGCACACCUGGGUUCCCUUCUUCAACAUUAUUUCAUUCUUCAUCGGCACCUAUGUCAACUCUGUUACCAAGAAAAAGCGCCUUGCCGCUCUUCGCAAGAGACAUUUCGACGAGAACAGAAGACCGGAUGAGGGGUAUGGAGGACCAAAGUACUAGGAUUGGAGUAAGACUGGAUGGAUUUAUUCGAAUACGCGGCAAUUUUUCCAGGCCUUCCUAAUGCAGCUACCCAUCGGUGAUCUAGGCUUCACUUGUACGACAAAGCUUGGAUCGAUCACAAAAUGACAGGUUUCGUCCUCGAGGACCACCAUCUGUGUCCAGGUGUUCUGCUUGUCCUAGAGGGGAUACAAUUGACACGAAUAUUGGAAAGGUUGCGGUUAUCCUCUUCAGUGGUUAUUUAUUGGUUAUAUCAUGUUACAUAUGCACUUUAUACGGCCGCAUGUUUGCCUUGUACGCGGACACGUGAGGUUACACCCUUCCCGACGUUGAGCUGUGCGUGCGCUUCCAUUUCACACGAAUGCGUGCAAGUGACAGCGGAAGGGAUUCAACAUGGUAUCAUUCUAGCAACAAAG
Cadophora gregata is the source of this 1595-nucleotide messenger RNA. RefSeq lists its product as uncharacterized. Gene Ontology annotation, cellular component: cytoplasm; membrane. The transcript has 3 exons. The record is from RefSeq and is a predicted model, not a curated record. Lineage: Eukaryota; Fungi; Ascomycota; Leotiomycetes; Helotiales; Ploettnerulaceae. The coding region runs from base 427 to 1182 and encodes 251 amino acids.